This is a messenger RNA of Fusarium odoratissimum NRRL 54006, 1227 nucleotides long. RefSeq lists its product as uncharacterized. The coding region runs from base 1 to 1227 and encodes 408 amino acids. NCBI's taxonomy places the organism in Eukaryota, Fungi, Ascomycota, Sordariomycetes, Hypocreales, Nectriaceae. Gene Ontology annotation, molecular function: transmembrane transporter activity. The record is from RefSeq and is a predicted model, not a curated record. The transcript is spliced from 3 exons. Gene Ontology annotation, biological process: transmembrane transport. Gene Ontology annotation, cellular component: fungal-type vacuole membrane.
AUGGCUGCAUUUCAGAACGCCACCAGGGGGAAGAGUCCUGAGAGCACCGUGAACGGAUCACAGAACCUCAGCGGCACGGAAUCUCCACCCACUGCGAUCGAGACAAUCUCGCAACCUCCCGGAUCCGCCGUGCCCCCCGAUGGCGGCAUGCAGGCUUGGCUAUGCGUGGCCGGCUCGGCAGCUGGCUAUUUCUCUACUUUCGGAUGGAUCAAUGCCGUAGGCGUCUUCCAGGAGUAUUAUCAGCGUGUCCCCCUCCGCAACUAUUCGCCUUCCACGGUUGUCUGGAUCGCCACGACCGAGAAUUUCUUCCUUCUCGUCGCCGGGCCCUUCGCGGGCAACCUGCUCGAUAGCUACGGCCCAACGCUGCCCCUCUGUAUCGGCACGGGCCUUCACGUGUUCGGUCUCAUGAUGGCAUCGCUGAGCACCGAGUUCUACCAGAUCCUCCUGUCGCAGGGCAUCUGCAGCGCUAUCGGCACCGGCUUUAUCUUCAAUCCCGCUGCGGUCGUGCUCCUGCCCAAGGUGGGCUUCGCAUGGGCCAUGAGAACCUGUGCGUUUCUCGUCUUGGGCCUGAUGAUAUUCGCCAUCUACGCGGUGCGGCUUCCUUACAAACCAGCCAAGAGGCCGAUCACGCGGGCGCUAGCCAGGCGCAUGCUUCAGCCUUCUUUCGUGCUCCUAACGCUCUCCGUAUUUAUGUUUUCUCUGGGGGCCUUUCUCCCGGUGACGUACAUGGCCGAGAACGCCACGAAUCGCGGGCUGGACGUCAGCUUGGCCCAGUACAUGGUCAGCAUCUACAACGCCGGAGCAUUGGCCGGCCGUCUCACGCCCGGCAUCAUCGGGAACAAGGUCGGCUUCUUCAACCUUGCGGCGAUCGCGAUGGCCGUCACAAGUAUCCUCACUCUCGCACUCUGGAUCCCGGCGUCGACGACUCCAUCCCUCAUCGCCUUCGCGGUUCUCUUUGGAUGGAGCUCGAAUGCUCUCAUCGGCCUGUUGCCCGUUCUGAUCGGGGCUGUCUCCGAUCCAAGGGAGCUAGGCCUAAGGGGCGGCGUGUGCUACGGAUUGAUUGCCUUCUCGACCCUGGCGGGCCUCCCAAUUGGAUCUUCUCUUAUCACAAACGGCAAUUACGACAAGAUGAAGAUAUUCUCCGGCGCGGUAGUCGCGGGAUCCGCGCUCUGCCUUGCGACUGCACGGGUAAGUGUCGGUGGGCUCCGGUUCUGGAAACGCGUGUGA